Messenger RNA from Melozone crissalis (California towhee), 954 nucleotides. RefSeq names its product KRI1 homolog (gene KRI1). The transcript has 10 exons. Gene Ontology annotation, biological process: endonucleolytic cleavage in ITS1 to separate SSU-rRNA from 5.8S rRNA and LSU-rRNA from tricistronic rRNA transcript (SSU-rRNA, 5.8S rRNA, LSU-rRNA). The record is from RefSeq and is a predicted model, not a curated record. Gene Ontology annotation, cellular component: nucleolus; 90S preribosome. The annotation marks the transcript as partial. Lineage: Eukaryota; Metazoa; Chordata; Aves; Passeriformes; Passerellidae.
GUCACGUGGGCGGGCAUGGCGGAGCUCCGCGUGAAUGCGGCGUUCGCGGAGCGCUACGGGCGGUACCGGCGGCGGGAGGAGCUGCAGCGCCUGCGGGACCGUUACGGUGACACCGCCGACAGCGGCGACAGCUCCAGCUCCGAGUCCAGCGGGGACGAUGUGGCCCUGGACCCCCGCGAGGAGCGCGAGUUCUACCGGACGCUGGCGCUGCUCAAGACGCGCGACCCCCGCAUCUACCGGCAGGACACGGCGUUCUACACCGGCACCGCCCCCCCAGGGGAUGAUGAAGAUGAGGAUGAAGAUGAUGAGGAUGAUGAUGAGGAUGAAGAUGAAGAGCGGACCAGGCCGAUGUUCCUGAAGGAUUACGAGCGGAAGGUGGUGCUGGAACACGAGGGCAAAUACGUGGACGAGGAGGACGAGGAGGAUGAGGAGGCGGCGGCCAAGCGGAGGAAGGCCGAGGCCUCCCCCAGCUACGCCGAGGAGCAGCGGGGCGCUCAAGGAGAGGUCGGGGGGGUCCCGGGCAUUUGGGGGGGUCCCGGUUUCAGAGCCUUGGUGGCCGAGAGCGAGGAUGAGGAGGGUGAUGGUGAUGAUGAAGGGGGGGGAGGGGCCCUGCUGCGGCCCCGGGAGCGGAGCCGGGAGGAGAAGGCCCAGGAAGAGCAGCAGUACCUGCGCUGGCUGCGGGGCCAGGCCGAGCCCCCCCCGGAGCCCCUGCAGGACCUGGAGCCCCUGCAGCGGCUCUGGUCGGACCCGGCGCUGGAGCCGGGCGAGCGCUUCCUGCGCGAUUACCUGCUGGGCAACGGCUACAGGGAGCAGGAGGAGGAGGAGGAGGGCGAGGAAGGUUUGGCCGUGCCCCCCCUGGAUGACUCCUCGGACGAGGGGGAGCAGUUCCUGCAGCGCCAGCAGGAUUUCGAGCGCCGCCACAAUUUCCGCUUCGAGGAGCCGGGGGCGGCCCAG